Molecule: messenger RNA, 1604 nt
Organism: Micromonas pusilla CCMP1545
Lineage: Eukaryota; Viridiplantae; Chlorophyta; Mamiellophyceae; Mamiellales; Mamiellaceae
Gene: CitT3
Product: divalent Anion:Na+ symporter family
Exons: 5
Coding region: 154-1530 (458 amino acids)
Biological process (GO): transmembrane transport
Cellular component (GO): membrane
Molecular function (GO): transmembrane transporter activity
Source: RefSeq, a predicted model, not a curated record
GCGGCCGCCUCCGUCGCGAUCGGCCUCGCCGUCAAGUUCCUCCUCCCGUGCCCCGCCGAGCUGAGCUCCGAGGCGUGGUCGCUGCUCGCCGUCUUCGCCGCCGCCGUCGCCGGCUUAGUCCUGAAGCCCGCCCCCGUAGGAGCGUGGGCGUUCAUGUCGCUCACCUUCGCGGUCGCGACGAAGACGCUCUCGUUCCAGGACGGCCUAGCCGCGCUGACGAACGAGGUGAUAUGGCUCAUCGUCGUCGCGACGUUCUUCGCGCGCGCGUUCGUCAAGACGGGCUUCGGCGACAGGCUCGGGUUGUCCUUCGUGCGCGCGUUCGGGAAAAACACGCUCAGCCUCGCCUUCGGCAUGCAAGCCGCGGAGUGCGUCCUCUCCCCCGCGAUGCCGUCCACGACCGCGCGCGCGGCGGGGGUGUUCGUGCCCAUCAUAAACUCGCUGGACGAGCGCACGCGCGCGUUUCUGACGGGGCAGCAGCUGCAAGGAGGGAACGCGUCGAGCACGCUGCUCCUGUCGGCGGCGGCGCAAAAUUUUCUCUGCGUGCAGCUCGCGGCGGCGCAAGGCGUGACCUUCGCGAACCCGUUCGCGGAGUGGUUCGUCGCCGCGAGCGUCCCGUGCGUCCUCUCGCUCCUCGCGACGCCGCUCGUGCACUACGCGAUCGAUCCGCCGGAGUUGAAGGACACCCCGGAGGCGCCGAAGGCGGCGGCGGCGAGGUUGGAGCGGAUGGGCGCGCUCUCCGCCGCGGAGGCGCGUUCUAGUAUCACACUACUCCCCAUACGACCGCGUUCGCGUGGUGAACGCCGAUCCUUAAGGACUUUCUCUCCCGGCGCAUCUCUCCGCCCACACCACGGUUUCAAUCCCGACACACCUCGACGCCUUUUGACUCCGACUGACGCCUUUCAACUCCACCCCGACACGCGAAUGGUCGGCGGCCUCGGCGUGACCGUGUUCCUCUGGAUCUUCGGGUCGACCCUCGGGAUCAGCGCCGCGCUCGCGGCGAUGAUCGGCCUCUGCAUUCUCAUCUGCGCGGGCGUGCUCACGUGGGACGACGCGCUGGAACAGAAGGGCGCGUGGGACACGUUGCUGUGGUUUGCGAUUUUGAUUUCCAUGUCCUCCGCGUUGAACGCGCUCGGCGUCGUCGGCUACUUCGCCGGCGCCGUCUCGUCGUCGUUGGUCGCCGCGAACGUCUCGUGGGGCGCCGCGUUCGGCGCGCUGCACCUCGGGUACUACCUCAUGCACUACUUCUUCGCGUCGCAGAGCGCGCACGUCGGCGCGUUGUACCCGGCGUUUUUGGCGAUGAUGAUAUCGAGCGGCGCCCCCCCCGCUCUCGCCGCGUUGACGCUCGCGUUUAACACGAACCUCUUCGGCGGGCUGACGCACUACGCGUCCGGUCAGUCCGCGGUGUACUUCGGGUCCGGGCACCUCCCGCUCGCGACGCUGUGGAAGCAGGGCGCGUACAUGAGCGUCGUGAACGCGGUCGUCUUCGGCGUCGUCGGGAUGGCGUGGUGGAAAGUCGUGGGCUUGUGGUGAGUGAGGUGAAUGAAACGGUGCACUCGUAGCCGUUACGUUACGUUAUGAUAUGAUAUUAUUACUCGUAUGAUGUU